AUGGCUGCAAAGCUGAGGUUGGUUAGAUACUUUCCAAAGUUCUACAAGUCGAGCAAGGAUAGCAUUAGAGAGCUAGAUUUCGUAUUUCAUGAUGUUAAGGGACAACGGAUUCAUGGUUCGGCUCCCGGAUAUGUGCAAGUCAUUGUUGAUGCGUUGAACAAUUCUCCGGUGAAUAACUUGCGUGUAGUAAUUGUUCAAUUUUGCCGCGCAAGGACUUUUGAAGAUGGAUCUAUAAAAGCUGUGAACAUUUUUGAUGCCACUAAACUUAUAAUGGGUGACAUACCCGAAAUUUUGAGCUUCAAAGAAAGGUACAACUCACACAUAAGGCCAAGUGAGUCAACAUUCCAAUAUGUGAGGCCCUUCAUAUCUAAUAUUGGUGAAGAUUUGGAGUCGGGAAUUUCUCCAAUCAAGAGUGUGGCUGAUUUUAUGAAUGCUAAUGAGGAACGUAAUUAUUGGAUCUUUGGCAAUAUCAUUGACAUAUCCGGCAAUUUUUUCUUCAAAUCUUGCCCGGAAUGUGUUCGGAAAGUGGAGCCCAAAGGAGAGAGUUUUUGGUGCAAUUAUUGCAAGAACUCUAUUCCUUUUGCGAUUCUAAGGUACAAGCUCCACAUUUCAAUCGUGGACGACACGGGAGUUGUACCACUUCUGUGUUGGGAUAAAGUUUCAAGAGAGAUGAUUGGAAAAUCUUGCGAAGAAGUUGUCAACGACAUGUUGAAGGAAGAUGAUGGAGCUCUUUUGCCAAGUGGAAUUGAGCAAUUGAAUGAUAAAGCAUUCAUGUUUAAAGUGUCAAAGAAGAAAGAUCAAUUUGGAUCUUACAACGGUCCAUUUACGGUAGCUCGCAUUACCGCUGAUCCUAUUUUGCUCGAUCGAUUUGGACCUUUGCCAAUAACUUCACAGGAAUCAAAUGGUGAACUGCUCAGCCCAAUCCGGGCUGUAGAAGCUAAAGUAAACAGCCCAAAAAGGGCUGUGCAGGCUGAACUGAAGGAUAACAGCCCAAUAAGUGCUGCACAUUCUGAAAUGUACAGCCCAAUGAGGGAUGAAGAUGAUGAAGGUUACAGCCCAAUAAGGGCUGUAACCACUGAACAGUACAGCCCAAACAGGGCUGUAAAGGCUGAAGUUCACAGCCCAAACUGGGUUGCAAAGGGUGAAAUGGACUGCCCUCUUAUUGCUGGAAAUGGCUGCAAGGAAAAGACUAAGAAGAGAGAACAAACUGAGGUGUUUGUAGAAGGAUCAUGCUGUUCAGAGGAGCCAAAAGGGCAUAAGAAGAUAAAGAUUGAAAAAUUGUGA
Striga hermonthica is the source of this 1284-nucleotide messenger RNA. NCBI's taxonomy places the organism in Eukaryota, Viridiplantae, Streptophyta, Magnoliopsida, Lamiales, Orobanchaceae. The record is from the annotation of a GenBank genome assembly.